GUCGCUGAAGAGACCUGAUGGUCUGCGAACAUGCCUCGCCCGUGAGAUGGCACUGAGCCGAUCCCUUCUCAUAUAUUCUGCCAUUCCUCCUUUCCGAAAUUACCCUUCGAAACCACUCAAAUUCUCCGCUCUGCCCCUCCUCCGCCGCCGCCGUCACUCUCCUGCCUCCUCCGCUCGGUGCUCGUCGUCAUCCAUGGAGUCUCCUCCCGAAGGUUACAGAAGAAACGUUGGUAUCUGUCUAAUGAAUUCUUCCAAAAAGAUUUUUUCCGCAUCGAGGUUGGAUCUUCCGGAUGCUUGGCAAAUGCCUCAGGGUGGAAUCGACGAGGGUGAAGAUCCAAGAACUGCUGCAAUAAGAGAGUUGAAAGAAGAGACAGGAGUUCAGUCUGCCGAGAUCAUUGCAGAGGUACCUCACUGGUUGACAUAUGACUUCCCUCCGGAUGUCCGGGAAAAACUCAGAGUCCGAUGGGGAUCAGACUGGAAGGGCCAAGCUCAAAAGUGGUUUCUCUUAAAGUUUACUGGGAAUGAUGAUGAAAUCAAUCUUCUGGGUGAUGGAAGUGAGAAACCUGAGUUUGGGGAAUGGUCCUGGAUGUCCCCCGAGCAAAUAAUCGAACUUGCUGCAGAUUUCAAGAAGCCGGUUUACAAGGAAGUUUUUUCGGUUUUUGCUCCUCAUCUCCAGUGAAAUCUCAUGCUGGUUUAUUCAGAAAUCUUCUCUGUAUGAUGAGCAGAAAUACACAAUAAACCGAGAUGAUGGAUCUGUGAAACAGAUUAGAGAAGAUCUCCUUGAGUCUUCCACAUUUCUUUCGAUUCGAAGAAUGAAUACAA
Molecule: messenger RNA, 822 nt
Organism: Tarenaya hassleriana
Lineage: Eukaryota; Viridiplantae; Streptophyta; Magnoliopsida; Brassicales; Cleomaceae
Product: nudix hydrolase 26, chloroplastic
Exons: 6
Coding region: 47-679 (210 amino acids)
Biological process (GO): ribose phosphate metabolic process; nucleoside phosphate metabolic process
Cellular component (GO): chloroplast
Molecular function (GO): bis(5'-adenosyl)-pentaphosphatase activity; guanosine-3',5'-bis(diphosphate) 3'-diphosphatase activity
Source: RefSeq, a predicted model, not a curated record